AUGUCAGAUGAGCAGCAUGAUCAGUAUGAUGAUUUAGAGGAGCAAGGGGAGGACGAUGUUCCUUCCACCUCAGCACAGUGUGGACCUCCCCGUUCAGUAGACACGGAUGUCACGGUUUUGCAGUUACAGUCUCAGAUGGCGGAGAUGGCAAGAGCCAUGGCGGCGAUGACCGCCCAGUUGACGGUGUUGGGGGCUACACCCCAUGUCAUGGAUGUAGGUACUCCUACUACAUCCAGAGACAAGCCAGCAGCACCACAGUCGCCAGUCCCGGAGCUUGUUAGAGUUGAUAGAGUUCAGAGGGCAGUUCCGAUGUCUCCCCCAGCAGUACCUUUGAGUGUGCCAGUUCAGAGUCAGUCAGUACAGUUGUCACCAGUCCAGAUUCAGAACAUGAUUGCACAGAGGGUUGACCAGGCUAUUGCUUCUAGAAAGUCUGGAGAUUCUGUUAGUAGAGGUCGCCCCUACCCGGUAGAGUACGAGCGGGAGCCUUACCCCGCUGGUUUUGUUCCUCCCCGUUUUCGAGUUUUUGAUGGGUUUGGAAACCCAAAACAACAUGUGGCUCAAUAUCGGGCCAUAUGUUGUAACAUUGGAGGAAAUGACGCGUUGAUGCUUAGAUUGUUUGUUAGUAGCUUAGGGGGAGUGGCAUUUGAGUGGUAUGUCGAUCUCCCUAAUGAUUCAGUUCGUACCUUUGCUGAGAUGGAGCAGUUGUUUGUGCAGAGGUUCAUCAGUACAGAGUAUAGAGUGACUGUUGGUGAGUUGGUAGUGACCAGACAGCGCCCCCACGAUUCUGUACUUAACUAUAUAGUUAGGUGGAGAAACCUUAGUCUUCAGUGUGAACCUCAAUUGCAAGAGCAGCAUGCAGUUGAGAUUCUGUUGAAGAAUAUUAAUGGUCAUAUCGCUCCAUACCUGAAGGGUUUUAGCAUUCGAACCUUUCAGAAGUUGUUAACCAAAGUCACUAGCCUGUAG
This is a messenger RNA of Dendrobium catenatum, 963 nucleotides long. RefSeq lists its product as uncharacterized. The transcript has a single exon. Bases 1 to 963 code for a protein of 320 amino acids. Lineage: Eukaryota; Viridiplantae; Streptophyta; Magnoliopsida; Asparagales; Orchidaceae. The record is from RefSeq and is a predicted model, not a curated record.